Messenger RNA from Phyllotreta striolata, 390 nucleotides. NCBI's taxonomy places the organism in Eukaryota, Metazoa, Arthropoda, Insecta, Coleoptera, Chrysomelidae. The record is from the annotation of a GenBank genome assembly.
GUUAACUUUUUAAAAAUAGUAAAUAGUAGUUUUCAAUUCAUUAAAAUGACCGAUGAACCUAAAGAAAAGUCUCUCGUUAUUUUCGGUAGAGACGUAGGCAAAAUCCCUUGUUUUCGAAAUAGCAUGUUUUACGGAAUAACAGGAGGCCUGUUUUCCGGUUUAGUGAGGUUCAUGUUUACCAGUCACCCGCAGAAAUCCUCGAACUUUGCCGUUCUAUCAUUCUCCUUCAUUACAUUAGGAUAUUGGGUACAUUGUAGAUACGAGUAUUCGAAGUUGAAGUUUGAAACCAUGAGGCUCCAGGAGUUGCUAAGAAGGAACACUUUACUCGAAGGAACCCAAGCAGACGUCCAAAUAGAGGAAAAAUUUGGAACCAAACCUGCCGAUGCAUAA